CUCUUUGGCCUAUAUAUUUGGGAGCUUCAUGACGUCCUGAGAAAACUACUUGUCUUUGUGGAGUUACAAGUAGAGGAUUAUCUGUGGUAGAUAGGUCUUUUCAAGAAGACCUGGCGUUACAAUUUUUCCGCCCUGGAGCUGUUGGACAGGAUGGCCACGGGCGCCGGAGAGUGUCCAGGGAAGGUCGGUCAGCACCGGGUGGACCACCUACUCAGUGCGGUGGAGAGUGAGCUGCAGGCCGGCAGCGAGAAGGGAGACCCCACGGAGAAGGAAUUGAGAGUGUCCCUGGAUGAGAACGAGCUUUGGCAGAAAUUUAAGGAUCUUACAAAUGAAAUGAUAGUGACAAAGAAUGGCAGGCGGAUGUUCCCGGUGCUGAAAGUGAACGUGUCUGGUUUGGACCCGAACGCCAUGUAUUCUUUUUUGCUGGACUUCGUAUCUGCGGACAAUCACAGGUGGAAAUACGUGAACGGGGAGUGGGUACCUGGGGGCAAACCUGAACCUCAAACUCCAAGCUGCGUGUACAUCCACCCGGACUCUCCAAACUUCGGGGCACACUGGAUGAAAGCCCCCGUCUCUUUCAGUAAAGUCAAACUCACCAAUAAACUCAACGGAGGGGGCCAGAUAAUGCUAAAUUCCUUACACAAGUACGAGCCACGCAUCCACAUAGUGCGGGUUGGAGGCCCGAGGAGGAUGAUCACUAGCCACUCUUUCCCGGAGACACAGUUCAUCGCAGUAACAGCAUAUCAGAACGAAGAGAUAACUGCUCUUAAAAUAAAGCACAACCCCUUUGCCAAGGCCUUCCUAGAUGCAAAGGAGAGGAGUGAUCACAAAGAUAUAAGAGAAGAUGCCAAUGAAAACCAGCAGUCAUCUUACUCUCAGUUAGGUGGUUGGUUUAUUCCAGGCUCAAGCUCUCUCUGCCCUCCCGCCAGUCCUCACAGCCAAUUUGGGAGUCCCAUCUCCCUCUCACCAUCUCAUGGCUGUGAGCGUUACUCCACCCUGAGGAACCACCGCUCUGCCCCCUACACCAGUCCCUACACCCAUCGGACCAACUCUCCCAUCGGUUACUCCGAUAACUCCUCAGCCUGUCUGUCGAUGCUCUCAAGCCACGAUAACUGGUCCAGUCUACAGAUGCCAACACACUCCAGCAUGAUGCCCAUGGCCCACAAUUCCACCUCUGGCACCAACUCUAGUCAGUACACCAGCCUGUGGUCUGUGAGUAACUCGCCCCUGACUCCCGUGUCCCAGAAUGGGGGGAUAAACAACAGCUUGAGCUCACAGUUCCUUCGAGGGUCGGGCAGCCACUACACCAGCCUGUCUCACUCAGCCACAGUGCCCUCCUCUGGCUCUCCCAUGUACGACAGCGGCACAGCAGCAGAAGUGCAUGACACAGCUCAGUAUGACACUUCUCCACACGGGCGACUACCUUCAGCCUGGACUCCUGUGACUCCUCCGUCCCUCUGAUGGAGGUGUGUCUGCACGCGUGGAGAGAAGGAGGAUGUGUGCAGGAUGUUUGAUCUGCUGCGACUUAAGGGAAGAAUCAACCCAAAAUGAAACAGGUUUUAUUUGUUUCCAAGUAAGUUUUUACAGGCAAAAGACUGUUUUCAAUUUUGUGGUACUUUAAUUAAUUAAGACAGAUUUUUUUUCACAUCUGAAAUGGUACUAAUGAGAAGCUACAGAGACUUCAAGUUCUUGAAGUAGCCCUUUUAAAAUGUGGUUUUGUCUCAAGAAGUCACCCUCAGUUUCAAACCCCCCAAAACAACAAAAUGAAUACUUUACUUUUAUUACUGGUUGACUUUUCCCUUUUGUUCAGCAAAUGUUUUUGUUCAGCAUAGCAGGGAAAACAUAUAUUUUAAUGUUUGUGAGCCCAAAUCCAUUUUAGCCUGCUUAUAUUAAGCACAGCUCCAUGAUAUUCACAGCAGUAAGUAAAAACAGUGUACAGAUGAAAAAUAUUAAAUGAUGUAAAUGAGAGUUUUUGAGGUUCACCAUGUAAAUACAUAAAUGAUGCUUUUUGUACUGCAAUGACCCUGUUUGAGAUAUUAUGUUCCAGAUUAUUUUAAAAAAUAAAUGAAAAGAUGGAUUUAAUGUAAAUAUUCUGCUAUGCAGAUGAUAAACAACUUUCAAUAUCAUUUAAAAAGAAACAUUUUGAAGUUAUCUACAAGACAAUUAAAACUUGAAUGUGCUUUACUUGCUGUUGUUCAGGGCUUUAUGUUGCUGUUUAAGGGUCCAUACACAUGCUGUAUCUUAAACUGCCUGGAAAACGCAAGAUCAGGCACUGGGUGCUACUCUUGUGCCUUUUAUGCACCAGCUUUGAAGAGCAUGGCGGCAGGUUGCAUCUAAGGUUGCUGGGCAACCUUGACAAGCACUGUAUUAUAGCCUAUUUACUGGAAUAUACGCUGUUUAUAGGUGUGUAGGCCUGUCGUCCAUGGGACAGAUGUAGCUCUAGCAGCCCUGCACGAAAAGGAAUCGACUUUUCAGUCACAUGAUAUUUCCGUCUUCAUCACAUGAGAUGCGGUGCGUGCUGUUGUGUUUCAAAAGCUGAACUCAGUUUAUAGGUGCUCGGGAACACAUGCAUGCCAUGGCAGCAUUGCUCUGGCAUUUGCACAUGCCUGCUGCAUGUCUACAUUGAAAACGAUGAAUUUGAGGGCACAAAAAAUGUGGCAUGUGUACAGCCAUUAAAAUUCAUCCAUAAUGAGAAAUUACACUGAAGUAUCACUCAUGAUUUAAAAGUGCUGUAUGAGGGUGUCGGUGGCUUAGUGGGUAGAGCAGGCACUCCAUGUACAAGGCUGUUGCCAGAGCAGCCCGGGUUCGAAUCCAGCCUGUGUCCCUUUGCUGCAUGUCAUUUACUGCUAAAUAGGACACAGCCAGAUUUCUGGCCCAUUUAUUUCAUCCUUAUAUAGAGUAUCUGGCUGUGGAUGGACUGUCCUCCAGUGGGCAUUUACAGUAUGAAAUCUACACGGGUGGUUCACAAAGUCAAGUCCUGGGACAUCCAGGGUUGUUUUAAAUUAAUAGAGGUCCUCAGCAACAUAAGGGACAGUUUGAUUUGAGUGUUUUUGGUUCCUUGGGAGGUAAAAUUGUGUCAGUGGUCUAAUUCCAGUCUGCUGAAGAAGAAUUAAUCAAAUAAAGCAUAAUUAGAAAAUGCACCA
This is a messenger RNA of Epinephelus moara (kelp grouper), 3143 nucleotides long. RefSeq names its product T-box transcription factor Tb (gene tbxtb). Gene Ontology annotation, cellular component: nucleus. The coding region runs from base 151 to 1461 and encodes 436 amino acids. Gene Ontology annotation, molecular function: DNA-binding transcription factor activity, RNA polymerase II-specific; RNA polymerase II cis-regulatory region sequence-specific DNA binding. The transcript has 8 exons. NCBI's taxonomy places the organism in Eukaryota, Metazoa, Chordata, Actinopteri, Perciformes, Serranidae. Gene Ontology annotation, biological process: positive regulation of DNA-templated transcription; regulation of transcription by RNA polymerase II; mesoderm formation. The record is from RefSeq and is a predicted model, not a curated record.